This is a messenger RNA of Zonotrichia leucophrys gambelii, 9572 nucleotides long. It is a transcript of the gene NHLRC2, whose product is annotated as NHL repeat containing 2. The transcript is spliced from 11 exons. Lineage: Eukaryota; Metazoa; Chordata; Aves; Passeriformes; Passerellidae. Gene Ontology annotation, molecular function: protein binding. Bases 116 to 2293 code for a protein of 725 amino acids. The record is from RefSeq and is a predicted model, not a curated record.
UGUACUUUGUGCUUAACUUGAUUCUUGAGUCGCGGUUUUCCGCGCCGGAGCCGCGGGCGGUGCCGAAUGUGCGGCGGUGAAGCGCCAGGCCGGUAAACAGCGCCCGGGUGCGGCGAUGGCGGCGGGCGGGCUGGCGGGGCUCCUGCCCGCCCAGACACAGCUCGAGUACGCGCUGCUCGACGCCGACACCGCCCAGGAGAAGGAGAACCUGGUCUACCAGUACCUGAAGAAAAUGGACAGCCGCGAGCGGGACCUGACGGUGCCCGAGCUCGGCGGAGAUCUGCAAUGGUUAAACACUGAAGGUCCUAUUUCUCUUCACAAAGACCUUUGUGGAAAAGUUGUGGUGUUGGAUUUCUUCACUUACUGCUGCAUCAAUUGCCUGCACCUGCUGCCUGACCUCCAUGCCUUAGAGCACCAGUACUCUGAUAAAGACGGUCUUGUUAUUGUUGGUGUCCAUUCAGCGAAAUUCCCAAAUGAAAAAGUCCUGGAUAACAUUAAAAGUGCUGUUCUGAGGUACAAUAUUGUCCACCCUGUAGUAAAUGAUGCAGAUGCAACGCUGUGGCACGAGCUGGAAGUGUCCUGCUGGCCAACCCUGGUCAUUCUUGGGCCUCGUGGGAAUAUGCUGUUCUCUCUUGUUGGAGAGGGACACAGAGAGAAAUUGUUCUUAUUUACUUCUAUAACACUGAAAUUCUACAAGGAAAGAGGACAAAUCAAAGACAACAGCAUUGGAAUAAAGCUGUACAGAGACUCCCUCCCACCUUCUCCUCUGCUGUUUCCUGGCAAAGUGGCUGUAGAUGAUUCAGGAGGGAGGUUGGUCAUAGCAGACACUGGGCACCACAGGAUUUUGGUUACUCGGAAAAAUGGACAAAUUCUGCACACUAUUGGAGGUCCAAACAGUGGAAGGAGAGAUGGAGGAUUUUCAGAGGCAGCUUUCAACUCACCACAAGGAAUUGCUAUAAAAAACAAUGUUAUUUAUGUAGCUGAUACAGAAAAUCACCUAAUUAGAAAGAUUGACCUGGAGUUGCAGGUGGUGACCACUGUAGCAGGCAUUGGGGUACAAGGUGUUGAUAAGGAAGGUGGAGCAAAAGGAGAAGAGCAGCCCAUCAGCUCUCCGUGGGAUGUGACCUUUGGAAGUUCAAUUUCAGGAACGCAGGAAGAUGAUGUGUUAUGGAUAGCAAUGGCAGGCAUUCACCAGAUAUGGGCACUGAUGUUGGAAGGGGGAAAACUACCAAAGGGAAGUGAGUUGAAGAAAGGAGUCUGCCUUCGCUUUGCUGGCAGUGGGAACGAGGAGAACAGGAACAAUGCCUACCCCCACAAGGCAGGCUUUGCCCAGCCCUCGGGGCUCUGCCUGGCCCCAGAGGAGCCCUGGAGCUGCCUGUUCGUGGCCGACAGCGAGAGCAGCACCGUGAGAACGGUCUCGCUCAAGGACGGGGCGGUGAAGCACCUUGUAGGAGGAGAGAGAGACCCAUUGAAUUUGUUUGCUUUUGGUGAUGUGGAUGGAGCAGGCAUAAAUGCAAAGCUGCAGCAUCCCUUGGGAGUAACAUGGGACAAGAAAAGACAGCUGCUUUAUGUGGCAGAUUCCUAUAAUCACAAGAUUAAGGUUGUGGAUCCCAAGAUGAAGAACUGUGCUACCCUGGCAGGCACAGGAGAAGCAGGCAAUGUUGUUGGCUCCAGCUUUACCCAGUCAGCUUUCAAUGAACCUGGAGGUUUGUGUGUGGAACAAAACGGCCGCCUCCUGUAUGUUGCAGACACAAAUAAUCAUCAGAUCAAAGUGCUGGAUUUGGAAACAAAAAUUCUUUCCAUGUUGCCUAUCCUGAAGCCAGAAGCAUGUGAUGUUCCAGAUAACCUGCCUGUGCAAAAGGAUAAGAUAAACCUGCCGAGACUGCCUAAAUCUGCACCAAAUAUUGAACUUCCUUCCCUGACUGUAGCUCCUGGCCAGACAAUUCAGUUUUUAUUAAAGUUGACUCUUCCUCUGGAUUCCAAACUGAAUGAGGAAGCUCCCAGUGCCUGGUUUAUCACAGCAGAAGAUAACACCUGGUUGCUGCAAGGACAGUGUCUGACAGGAGAAAUAAAGGAUGUUUCCUGUCAAACUGUCAUUCCCUUCCAGUUGCCUGGGAGCUGUGUGUCAGCUGAAGCCACCCUGGCCAUCAAAGCGUGCCUCUACUACUGCAGCAAAGGUAGCAGUGCCUGUAUGAUGGCAGGAGUGUCCUUCAGCCAGCCCUUGCAGCUCUCUGGCACUGACCAAGGCAGCUCAGCCCAAGUGGAACUGAUUCACACCUUUGUAACCAACUAACACAAAGCCAGCUGAUUUCACACUUUAUUUUGCUGUCCAUCAUUUCUGUGCGAGAAAGUACAGAUAGAUAACUUGGCUCUGUUUUUUCCUGGGGCUUCUGACAAAGCUAAGAAAUAAUUUGCUUGGUAAAAUGAAGUAGUUUUUCCUACAGCUUAACAGGAAAAUUUAUCAUCACAACCUCAUUUCUUUACAUUACAGUAGCAGCAAUAACUUUGUAACACUGUAGACUCUGUUGCCAAUUGUGAGCACACUGGAUGUCUGCCAGUCUUAAGAAAUGAGCAACAAUUUUUAGAGUCCAUUUGAAAGAGCUGGUGUUACUUUGUGAUGUUACUGUAAGAUCUUUGCACUGUAAAUAGUGCUAGAAUAGAUCAUUUUGGACUAAUACUUCAGAAUUCCUUUUAUGCCCUAAUUGCAUUUUAAUAGAAUGUCAAAAGGAAGAUUCUUUUUCCAGUCUAUCAAAGAAGUAUCGUGCUUAUUCUUCUGUAAUGACACUUGUGACAUGUGUAUUUUGAAAAUACACCUUAAACUAGGUGCAGCUCUAGUUUUAUGCAAACUGAGCAUUUUGCUUUAACUCAACAUCACCGCCUUACAUGAAGAACAAAGGUUCAUGGGGAAUUUUCUGUGCAAGGAAACCUUCAAGCUCCUGCAGAAGAAUUUCAUGCUGAUUUUUAACAAAGAAUGUGCCUCUCUGCAAUGUGCAUAUGUAUAUAAAAUAACCUCCACAAAGCCAUGCUGGAGCUUUUCUGAUACAUACCAAUUUACAUUUUAUAGAAAGGGGUAGGUAAUGGUUGAAUAUCUACACUGCAAAUAUUAAAUGUCAUCCAUUUCAAGCAGAGUGAUUCACUCCCAUUUUUAUGAUUUCUCUGCAAAGACUAUUCUGAAGACUUCUAUGCUGCAGAGAUGUAAUAUUAUGAAGAAUAUUGCACUCUUGAAGUCUGAUUCAGAGUCUUUUGAAGUCACUGUUAUUCCUGGGAUUUGUUAUAGUGGCCACUGAACCAGAAUUGCAUACUUGAUAAUGGAUUAUUUACAUUCAUGUUUAGAGCUUCUGAUCUUUUGCUAGAACACUGGUAACCUAAUCUUUGAGUAAGAUGCUUUAAAACUCUAUUGCAAAACUCUGCCCUUGGUGGUUAAAUGUUUUGCAAAUAAAAUUCCCUCAAUUUGGCAUAAUAAGAAGGGGCAGGGUGAUAGUGGUGGUGUAAGUUUAUUACUUGAACUGGAAGAGUUUCCAUCAUGCUUAAGGGGUAAUUGGAUUAGGCCCUGUGGUCUGUUCAUAAUAAUCAGUUCUGAGAAGAUGAUUUUGUUUUAAGGUGAAAGGUAGUACUGCCACACAUAUUAUAAAGUGCAGUAGUGAAAGAAUUUUUUAUGUAGUCUUUUCUAAAACAAUUACUCCUGACACCUGUCAGUAAAUCCCCACUAUCACUUGUUGUUGCUUUUUCUUGCUUAAAUGCUGACUGAAAUGUUGGUCAUGAACCCAGAGGCUUUUGUUUUAAGGGAGUGGUGUGGUUCUUCCUUCCAUUGAAAUGCCAGUCUGUCUGAGAGUUCUUUGUGGCACCAGAAAUGGUUGUUAUCUCACCUGUCAGCAAAGCAAGGGCUGAAAUGUUAUUAUUCUUAUGUUUGGUUUUUAAGGAACUUUCCUGAUUCACUGUUUCAGCUCCUUUGGGUAGGCCUCUCCAUUCUCACAUGCCAUUUUGAAGAGUGAAAAAGCUUUGCUACUUUGUUCACAGAUGGCAAAUGCUGUUGGAAGGAUGAAGAUAAAGAAACUGAUUUGGGCAUUUAUUAUUUUUUACACUUUAGUAAAACUCAGUCUUUCACUAUUCCUUGUUUGUCUGUUUACCUUUGGAUAGUAGCCAGGAAACCUUCAAUCAGCUUCUAGAUAGCCUGCAGAUUUUCUGCUGCUCUCUGAAAAAAACAAGCAUAAGGUUCAGAAGUUCAGAAUAAUGAACCAAACUGUCACAGUUACCCUGAACAUGGAAUUCAUCAGAUGGAUCUUUGUCCCAUCAUAGUCUCUCACUUUGUCCCAUCACAGAAUGGUUUGGGUUGGAAGGGGACUGAGAGAUCAUCUUGUUCCAGCCCCCUGCCAUGGACAGGGGCACCUUCCACUAGAGCAGGUUCCUCAGAGCUGCACCCAGCCUGAUUGUGAACACUUCCAGGGAUCUGGGCAGCCUGUGCCAGUGUCUGACCACCCUCACAGUAAAGAAUUCCUUCCCAAUAUUCAGUUCAAAUCUGCCUUUUUCAGUUUGAAGUCAUUCCCCAGUCCUAUCCCUACAUGCCCUUGUCAAAAGUCUCUGUCCAGCUCUUGUAGCUCCUUCAGAUACUGGAAGGUGCUAGAAGGUCUCUCCAGUCUUCUCCAGGCUGAACAACCCCAGCUGAAAUUUCCAGCUAGAAUGACAUUAAAUUUUACUAUUUCAUUUAGAUCACUUUAUCAAAUUCUGCAUGUACUCCAAUAUUAUAAAAAAGAAAAUCAAAAAUCUGACACUUUCAAUUAAUGUAUUGUUGUAGGAGAAAGACUGUAUUCUCACUUUAUUGAACUAUAGUGUAUAAUUUCUAAUAGCAAUAUUGUAGUUAUAUUUUCUAUCUAAAUGUUCUCUCCUUGCUCAGUGUUUGUGUUCACUGUGAUUGGCCUUUAAUCCUACAGUCUAACAUAAAGGUUUUUUUGUCCAAGGGAUAAGGAUGCACAUUCCCAGAGUCACUACUUCUGUUUCACUUGUAGUGUUCAGAUAUUCAAAUAUUCUGUGAUUAGAAAGCACAGAUUUUUUUUACAGCUUAUGAUAUUUAGGGAUACUAUUUCCUUUUCUUCCUCCAGGGUUUACAAGCUGCUCUUACAGUUAAUAACAAGUGCCAUAAAUUUCACCAGACAGGCAAAGUGAAUAGCAUAUACAAGCUACAAGAAAUUUAUCUAAGUACCUGAAAGUAUCUUCCAAAUAUGAUGCAGACAAAUAGGAAAUGUUACUAUUCUGUAAAAAAAAAAUCAAAUAUAUUGAUGCUACCUCUUUGUAUGAGAACUAAGUUUUUUGAUGUUCCCUGAUAUAAAAAUUCUAAGCAGAUUGGAAUUGCUCAGCACUCCCAGAUUUGUCUCACAGUAAAAGUUUGUAAAUCAAGGCCUUUUCCAAACAUGACUUUCUACUGGCUUUAACAGGUUUUGCAGCAGACCUUAAGGAAGCAUUAAAAGACUAUAGCAAGUCUCUAAAGGGUAGGGUCAUGGUUGACUUGUAUAAUGGAAACAAGUUCAGUGGCAUUUUCAGUUUUUAGUUGUAGUGUUUGCAUUUCUGGGACAGCUUUUGGUUGUGAAUGUAUGUAUUAAUAGUUCCAUGAGAUGUUUUUAGUAAUUUUAUUCAGUUGCAGUAUAAUAUUUUUUAUUAGACUAGAAAAAAAGAUGAAGUGGUUUCAAAGAGGGAGGAUAAUUUAAUAGCUCUUUCAUGUUGUUUGAAUUCAGUAAUAUCUUUCUGUAGUUUGCUCCCUUCUGUUGAAGGAAGGGUAGGGAUGAUGACUGUGUAAAUCUAUUGAUGGGCACAUAUUUUAUGCAUAUAUUUUUGGUUUAUUUCUUUUUGUGUUAGAUUUUUAACUUUUCUAUUGGAUGCAGUUCUUCACAGUUUGUGUUUGGCCUCUCAUAUCUCCCACCUGUAGAGCAUUAUAGUGUUUGUACAUGCUGUGGUAGUGUGGUACCAAGCAAGAGAAAGUAGUUUUAUAGCAUCAGGGAAAUGCCUUAUAAGCUUAUCCUGAAAAAAGUGCAUAUGGCUUCCAGUAUAUUGUAUAUAUUCUUAAUGCACUGAUUUUAUUUUGGUAGGAAAAUAUUGUAGCUGAAACCAUGACUAAAACUGUUUAGUUGAGAGAGCAUCAAGAAAAAUUUAUUCCUUACCUCUUGCUCAGAGGAGGGAGAGGAUGAAAAUGAAGAGACUUUUCUUAUAAUGUAGGGCUAUGUCCUUUUUCCCCUUUAAUUAUUGACUAUUUAUUUUAGCAAAGCUAGAGGCAUUAUUGACCAUGAAUUGUCUUGAAUUUUAUUCCUAACAAGUUUUUCUAUGUACAUGGAAGCUUUAAUGUCUGACUUUGUAGAGUUAUGAGUGAUGGAUCUUGUUUUAAAUGGUUUUAGUUUAGCAGAAAAUAGCAGAGAUUUAUGUACAUUCUUAAGAUUUGUAACUUUUUAAAAAUCACUGGUAGUAAUUGACUUACCUCAGAGACACACUGAGGCUACACUCUCACAGAAGUGUGAACUCAAAAUUAAGUUUUCUUGUUGUAGAAUGUGUGAGAUGUGCUGUGACACGUUGUGUUCCCCAGGCUGCACUUGUGCUACCUAAGGAGAAUUUUCCACACGCUGCAGCUCAUCAGUCACCCCCAGUAGUUCUCCACUGAAAUCUGCCAGGUCACUUGCUCAUGUAAUCAAUUGAUAUUACUGAUUUAGGCUAGCAAACAUGUAGCACUUAGAAUUUAUCAUUACAUUUUUUAUUGAAUUUGGUUUGUCAGGUAUUAAAGGAGUUCUCUGUCCCAAGCAAACAAAGUAUAGGAAUGGUGAUGAGUAAUUGGAGAUAAUUUUUGAAAAUGUGAGACCUGGGGUUUUUUUAAUUAAAUCACAACAUCUGUUUUUGCAUUCAACAAGAGGUCAUUAAUUUAGAAACAAUAUUCUAAUAUUCUACAAUACUCUAAUAUUUCACAUUCCAUUAUGUUCAUGUAACCAAAUUCAACCAUUGUCUUCCAGUAGAAGCAGCAGAUCUCUAUUUUAUAGUUUUUGUACUCUUAUAGAUAAAGUCACUGCUCUCAUUUAGGAUUAUAAUUCAUUCCUGUUCAGGACUCACCACACCUAUGACUGAGUUUCCAAGUUUAUCUCAGUUUCUUUGUCCCCCCAUUUUGGGGGAUUUGGGUUAGGUUUUUGGGUCUGUCCUUUCCUGCUGUAGUUUCCACAGUGAAGUGCAGCCCAUAUCAUGUUAUGUGGAGGGAUCCAAGUAGGAAGGAUAAUUCCCUCCACCAGCUCCUUGCCCCUGCCCUGCUUCAGGGAUGGGGAUGUAAACAGCAGGUAAUUCUAGAUAGCAUUGGAAUAAGAUGAUGUCCUCAGGUCAGAUUCAUCAAGCUUUGCACUCCUGCAGCUGCUGGCAGAAGUUUUCCCUUUACCUCUGGCCCUGCCCACUGAGGUGCUGCAGUUGUUUGCAGCUGUCCCAGAGCAUCCCAUCAAACUUGAGUAGCCUGUGCAGGGAUUCUGAUGGCUCUUGCUUUCAGGAAACUUUGAUUAAAUAGAGAUUACAUAUUUUAGUUUAAAUAUUUUAGCUCUUAAAUAAUUUGCUGUCAUGUUGCAGGUUAUUUAAUUAUUGUCAGGUAAUGCACUCCUGCUGCAGAUGAGAAGCUGGAAGCUUGGGUGUGAGUUGAGGAAUGUUUGUGUAGCUAUAAUUAAAUAUUGCUUAGUUUACCUCUUUGGUGGUCCUUUGCUUUCAAGCAUACCAGGGAACUCUGUCCAAUUGCAGGCUCUAGGGCUAAGCAAAAGAAUUGCAAGUAUUUUUAAGUCUUGCCCAGUUCCUUUGAAACAUUGACAAUUUUGAGCUAAAGAAAUCCUAUUUGAAGAAAACCUGUUCAUACAUCUGCCUUAACUUAAUGCUCUGUACUCAACAUGCCUCAGAAGACAGAUAUUCCACACUGUAUUCUUUCCCAUUUUGACUAAGGAUUGAGAAAUUCAACCCAUCUGGCCAUUGUCAAACUUCAUAGAAAGCAAAACAGCAAUUCCCAAUUUGAUUUUACAUCCAUCUAAAGAAAAAAAAAAAAGAGCCUAUUUUCCAAGCUUUUGAUUAAACUGAAAUACUGGGUUUGAACCAUAUGUUCAAGGAAUCUGUCCUGAGAGUUGCUUGAAUCAUAUUUCUAAAUCUGGGUUCCAGAUUUUAAAAAUUAAUUGAUAGUAAAGUGGAGAAACAAAUGGCUAAAUGUUUUAUCUAUUGAAUACUUAACUUCAUAAGUCUCCAAUUUCACUUUUAAAAUAGAAUUAGAACAACUAAAAUGUUCUCCUCUCUGCCAUUAUCAUUAAUUUACCAUUAAUCAUUGUAUCGUUAAAACCUGUGAUGAAUCUAUGUGAUUUUGUAAGAAAAUCAAUACAGGAAAAGAAGGUGGUUGUAAAACAGUGACUGGGUGAAAUCCAGGUGCUCUAAGGUUAGUGGCAAACACCUUUAGGGCCAGGAGUUGGCCCAAUGUGACAGAAAUUCUGUGUUUUUAUUACAUCUUGAUGGCUGAAGGAAAAAAUCAGUGCCUUUUGUAACAAUACUUGAAAGUGUUUCUUUACAGAAAUACUGGAGUACUGAUUGAAAUAAGCUAUUUGACCUUCAUGGUUUGCAAGCUUCAGAGGGAUUUAAUUCUACUAAUUCUGAAACUGUGAAGAAUUUUCCUUCUCCAUCAUGUUACUGAAUUAAUUUGAAAUUAAGGUGCUUAUUUGUCAAACUCCUUACAAAAUACUUCAAAACAAGUUUGUUUCUCCAUCUUGUGAGCUUAGUUCUGAAAUUAUUGUUACACACUUUUGUACACUCCAGAUCAAAAAUGGCAGGGGAACUUCAAACAGCUUGCUGAAAUUGUGAUUUGAGUGAGAUGGAAGGCAAAACAUGCACUGACAAAUGGGCAAAGGUGACAAUUCUUGGUAUUUGAGGGAUGGAGAGUUGCUCUUUGUUUUGGAGUUGUUCUCAUCUCUUCUUCAGAUCAGCAAAGAUACUUGACACAGCAGAGGGCUGUGUGUAGGGGCAGUGCAGAAGGGUCUGUGAAAACAUGGAACUUCAUUUAGGUUCUGCUGCUGGGUUACCUAAAAAUCCCAGCAGUAUAAUGCUGGUGAGGGAAGUCACAUUUGAGCACUUAACACCUUAAUAAAUGUCUCCAGGUGGUUUAAGGGGAAAGCCAGGAAUUGUAUUUUCUUCCUUGAGAAUUUCAGUGUUGCUUUGUAGGCAUUGGAAAAUUUUGUCUGUUCUCUGAGAUACUAAACCUUUGUUUCUCCAUUACAUUUGAUGCAAAGCCUUUCACAUAUCUGAAUAUUUUAAAAAUGUGGUUUACAUUUGUUGUUAUAAAAUAUGAGAAGAACUAAAAUGAAAACACUUCAUCUACAGCUGAUCUAGGUCAUGUAAAUUCUUCACUGAUGGUGUUGCCUAACUGUUCUUAACAAUAUUCAUAGAUGAUGGUCCUUUUUAAAUAAAGGGUAAAUAUCCUGUAAUAUUAUGAGAACAAAUAAAUACACUGUAGAAGAAAUGUCGGCCUUGGCUAUCAAACCAACAGAUAAACAGUGAUUAAAGAAUGUAUGCUUUCUCCUGUGCAGCCUCUUUCUCCUUUUAAA